AUGUCUUGCUCCAACUCCUGCUCUGGAAACCAGAGUUUGGGAUUCCUCAGAAAUCCUUGUUAUAUUCCUCUCACCUCUUCCUUUGCCCUCUGCUCUACAAAUGUGAGCCGUGGAGGCGUCCUCUGCUUGCCCAGCAGCUGUCAAGACCAUACCUGGCUCAUGGACAAUUGCCAAGAGACCUGCAGUGAACCAACCAGCUGCCAGCCACCCAACUGUGAGCCCAGCAACUAUGAAACUUCUUGCUGCCCUUCCUCUGCUCACUGUGGGCCCAGACUCUGCCCAGGAGCCAGCUUUCUUCCUGCUGCUUCUUACAUCUCCAGUUCCUGCCUCCCAGUAUCCUAUGUGUCCAGCAGCUGUCGACCCCUGAGCCUCUUCACUUAUGGUUGCCGCCCUGUAGGUUGGAAGCCCUGUGGUUCUCAAUCACUUAGUGUUGUGUCCAGCAGCCUCAGACCUCUGCAUCCUCUUUUCAGUGGAUGCCAACCUCUGACCCAUGUGUUCAGCCCUUGUCGUCCAUCUUGCUUUGCAUUGGGAGGCCAGUAG
Molecule: messenger RNA, 540 nt
Organism: Pteropus alecto (black flying fox)
Lineage: Eukaryota; Metazoa; Chordata; Mammalia; Chiroptera; Pteropodidae
Product: keratin-associated protein 26-1
Exons: 1
Coding region: 1-540 (179 amino acids)
Cellular component (GO): keratin filament
Molecular function (GO): structural molecule activity
Source: RefSeq, a predicted model, not a curated record